AAAGGACGCCACUUGUGCUGUAUUGACGCACUAUGAUCAUUGUCAAUGAUGUUAGGACGGGUUUCUUCGUGUAUGCCAUUUUAUGCGUGGGAUUGAUUAAAGAAUGCAUCGGGACAGAGACCUGCUUUUCCUGUGAUAAUGUCCUUAAUUUCUCUGAAUGUGUAAAGCAGAAGAUGUGUGACCAAGAUGAAACCUGCUACACAUCCGAAGGCAUUGAUGAGAAUGGAGUCGCACGUCACAGCGCAGGAUGUAUGCCAAAUAAGACAUGCGGUGCAUUUGGUGAAAAAUAUCGUACCACCACAACAGAGGAUCCCCUACAAGCGUUUUUUCCCAAUGGUAUACUCAUCGGUCGAAGGUCCACUACUUCCUGUUUCUGGUGCUGCAGCAACAGCGAUAUAGCAAGCCAACCAUGCAACUUCUUCCCUUGUAGCAGAAAAGAUCAUAUCAUAUGCAGCUUUUGUGAUAAUGAGAAGGAGGAAGAUUGCACCUCUGGAACACGAUGUCUCCUAGGCGAGGUGUGUUCUAACUGGAGACAUCAGCGAUACAUAUAUAACGGAGGGAAUGUAUCAAAGUCAACGGAUAUGGUGUAUUCGAAGAGUUGUUCACCUACCCAUAGUUGCAACAACCCUAAUUUUCCGUUACUACCAGAUGAAUGCUGGGAACGUUGUUCUGCUGGGGAGUGCAACACAAAAGCAUGCAAACCGAAGUCAAAACUUUCAGAAGAGUCUUCCCGAAGUGGUCCCCUUUGUUUCAACUGCGACGAAAUAUCGGAUCCACAUCUUUGCGACACCUUUAAACCUUGUGACUAUGGCGAGGUUUGUCAAACUUUAGUCAAGAAGAAGUUUGGUCGCAAUGUUUACAAUUUGACCUGUGGAAAAAAAAUGAAUGCAAUGAAGGAAACGCCAUUCUGGUUGACCAGAGCUUGACUGACAGAUGUACAGAAUGCUGCGAAUCGGAUUAUUGUAACUACGGUUUAUGUGGUAGGAUGAAGAGGACAGUUGGGUUUCUAGCAUCUUUAAAGACAGAUCAGGGACCAGGGAAUCUGGUUUUUGAAAAUACACUCACGAAUAUUGGAAAAGCCUACAACCAAUCUUUCGGGCAGUUCGUCCCGCCGCUAGAUGGCGUAUAUGUCUUCUCCUGGAGCGUGGAUAUCUCUGUACAACCUUUUGCGGCAAUUCUUGUCGUGAAUGGUAAAGAACGUGGUCGAAUCGAGACGCCACCAAACAUCGAUAAGGAAUGUGUUAAUUUCACAAUAUCUUCGUUUGCCAUUUUCAAACUAAAAGCUGGUGAUAGUGUUUACAUAUCUCUGCUACAAGGAAGAGCGAGAAAGAAAUUUUCGAUAUUUUCAGGAUGGCUGUAUGAUGAAUCAGGUAAGAAAUCCGCUCUCUAUAUCUACCGAAAUUGGGAGUGGGAAUAUAAGCGUUUCGAUUAUCCACCUAAUCCAGUCGUGUACUCUGAUAUCAUAGGCGAUAUGUUUUCAUGGAAUGACUCUACAGCUACCCCGACUGUUUCAAAUACAAGUCUCGUUAUCAUAAAUCAACAGUGGAAACUUGAAUCACCUUUACAACUUAUAAAUCCAAACCACUCGUAUUUAUACCAAACGAAACAGGGUUACCUUGGAUUAUUGGAAAUUGCAAAAACGCGUGCAUAUCCAUUCGUCAGCUGUCAGGUAAAUAAGAAAGAUUUGGCAGGAGAUACCGCUAUCUGUACACUGCUCACGAGUAUGAGUCUCAUCCCUGGUUUAUAUUCUCCAAGCACUGGCGCCUUUGUAGCUCCUAUUGCAGGGAUAUACGCAUUUUACUUGGAUAUCCCUUCAAAGAACGGAACAGCAUAUGCUGUGGUUAAUUCAAACGACACGAUCUACAUGAACUUAAAUUGUCCGAAAUGUAAAUUACACGGCGGUUUGACGUCAUUAACGUAUUUCGUACUACAGCUGGACGGAGGCGACCAGGUCGUAAUCAAAUUGCUCUCUGAGAGUACCGUGUACUACGUAGUAUUGGGGGGAUGGCUGGUCUCAGAAUUAUGAUAUUACAUUCACAAAUCACAAUACUUUAUUUGUCAAUAAAAUGGACUAUAUCGAA
Messenger RNA from Ostrea edulis (European flat oyster), 2081 nucleotides. RefSeq lists its product as uncharacterized. NCBI's taxonomy places the organism in Eukaryota, Metazoa, Mollusca, Bivalvia, Ostreida, Ostreidae. The transcript has 14 exons. The record is from RefSeq and is a predicted model, not a curated record. Bases 33 to 926 code for a protein of 297 amino acids.